AUUCAGGUCAAUCCAUGAAAGAAAGACCUGCAAAUGAUACUCUCUCUCAUCUUUCUCUCUCUAAACCUCUCCACUCUCUUUCAUUCCGCCAUAGCCAGAGGCUCUGCGCACCAUCGCUCCAAGAACUCAGGUUACAUUGAAAGUACAUAUGGACGUCCGAGGAGGCGGUUGAAUUCCCAGACUGAAUUUAAAAUGUCUGAGGAAGUGUACAUUGAAAAGCUUGAAAAAUUAGCCCAAGGAUAUAUGAGCAAUACUGAUCUCGAGAGGGAAAUGAAGGAAUUUAACAACCGAUGUCGUAAUAUUUCCAGGUUAUACAGCAUGGUGCACACUGAAUUAUUAGUGACAACCAAGAAGUUUCAGAUGUUAGCCUUCUUGUAUGUGCGUUUCGGAGGAAGCAAAAUAGGGAUUGCUGAAAUCAGUAUUGGGAAAAGUGCACUUGGAGUUCCCCUGUGGGCAUUGGAAAUUUCUGACUUGCCUGGGAAAAUAGAGGCUGAGCCGGCUUUCAAGUUCAUCGGAAAUGUGCAUGGCGAUGAACCUGUAGGCCGCGAACUUUUGUUGCUUCUAGCAAAUUGGCUAUGCAAUAAUUAUAUGAAGGACCCCUUGGUGACCUUGAUCGUUGAUAAUGUCCACCUUCAUAUACUUCCAACCAUGAAUCCUGAUGGAUUUUCUCUGAGGCGGCGCGGGAAUGCAAACAACAUUGAUUUAAAUAGAGAUUUCCCAGACCAGGGGGCACUUGUUGCAAAUUACCCAUGGGAUGGAACUGAAGAUAAAAAGAGAUAUUACUAUGGAUGCCCUGAUGACCAGACUUUCAGAUUUUUGGCCAGUUUAUACAGUAGAUCCCACUAUAACAUGUCCCUAAGCCAAGAGUUUCCAGGAGGGAUAACAAAUGGAGCGUAUCCGAUAUAUGGUGGAAUGCAAGAUUGGAAUUAUAUUAAUAGUGGAUGCUUUGAACUUACGCUAGAGAUAAGCGACGAUAAAUGGCCUAAUGCUACUGAGCUUCCAACUCUAUGGGAAUACAACAGAAUGAGUAUGCUAAACCUUGUUGCCAGUUUAGUUAAGACAGGAUUACAUGGACAGAUUUCUUCUUCCGAUAAUGGAAGACCUUUACCAGCAUCAAUAGCUAUAAGGGGGAUAAACUCUACGGUUGCUGCUACCACGAAGUUUGCUGAUUACCAUCGAUUGCUAGCUCCUGGAGGAAAGUAUGAAGUUAUUGCAACCAUGCCAGGAUACAGACCCAAGAGUGCUUGUGUUGUACUCGGGCAGAGUGCAAUUACGGUAGAUUUUGUUCUUGAUCCCGAGACUAACUCUGAGGGUAGUAAGCCUUUAGAGGAUUCUGGCUGCUAUUUUGACAACACAUUCGGAGUUCAAGUCAUGGACUUUAUGCCCGUGCCACGUUUGGAAAUCCCAAGAAGAGUAAGAUCGAAUCAUCUUAACCAAAAACAGACGACGCCAGUGUCCAAACGAGCU
Striga asiatica is the source of this 1467-nucleotide messenger RNA. The record is from the annotation of a GenBank genome assembly. Lineage: Eukaryota; Viridiplantae; Streptophyta; Magnoliopsida; Lamiales; Orobanchaceae.